Messenger RNA from Nothobranchius furzeri (turquoise killifish), 1736 nucleotides. RefSeq names its product STIM activating enhance (gene stimate). Gene Ontology annotation, biological process: tissue regeneration; activation of store-operated calcium channel activity; chondrocyte differentiation. Lineage: Eukaryota; Metazoa; Chordata; Actinopteri; Cyprinodontiformes; Nothobranchiidae. Gene Ontology annotation, molecular function: calcium channel regulator activity. Gene Ontology annotation, cellular component: cortical endoplasmic reticulum; nucleus; membrane. The record is from RefSeq and is a predicted model, not a curated record.
UGCUAUCAGCAUGAGUGGGCGCUGCUGGUCUGGAUAGGGAAUAGGGAAGCAGCUGGAUGGAUACCCGACCUGUGACCUGCUUCUCAUAUUCGUACCUUGACAGUAACGACUUUUUCGGGGUGGUUUGCGGUUUUUGAGCUUCUUUUUCGACGCAGGAGACAUUUAACUUGCGCUAGUUUAUUUUUUGCUUAAUGCAAACGAGUAGUUUGCUCAGAAGCUAGCGGGGUAGCUUCUCGACAUUCUCAGCAGCUAUGGCCGUGUGGAUGUGUGAAGCAGGAGUGCGGGAUAGCACCAUCUUCCACCGGACAAGACUGGCCAGCUUUUAAUAAGCAGACCAAGUUCAGGAGUUUUUACCGCCCGGGUCCUCUUGCCUCUGAAGUACUGGAAACAUGCCCGGAGAUGUGGCGCUGGCAAGUUCAGGGGGAGCGGCUUUACCUGCGGGGGGUUCAGCUGCCAACACGUCGGCGUCCUCCAGCCCGACGCCGGGGAACGAGAACCGGGGCUGCGAGAACGGAGCCCUAAUGGACUCCUUUGGGAUUUUCCUGCAGGGGCUUCUGGCUGUGAUGGCUUUCAGCACGCUAAUGUUAAAACGCUUCAGGGAGCCCAAACAUGAGAGAAGACCCUGGAAGAUCUGGUUCCUGGACACUUCCAAACAAGCAAUAGGGAUGCUGUUCAUCCACUUUGCUAAUGUCUACUUAUCAGACCUCACAGAGGAGGAUCCCUGCUCACUAUACCUCAUUAACUUCCUAUUAGAUGCCUCUUUGGGCAUGUUGCUAAUAUAUGCAGGAGUAAGAGCCGUCAGCGCUAUUGUAGAGUGGUGGCAGUGGGAUUCUCUACGUUUUGGAGAAUACGGAGAGCCAGUGCAGUGCACUGCAUGGUUGGGCCAAUGCAUCCUCUACAUCCUCAUCAUGGUGUUUGAGAAAGUUUUAAUCAUGUUGGUUCUUCUCAUUCCCCAGUGGAAGAAGCUGGCUCUCCUCAACCCCAUAAACAAUCCAGAUCUGGAACUGGCCAUCGUCAUGCUCAUCGUUCCGUUCUUCGUCAAUGCCCUAAUGUUUUGGGUGGUAGAUAACUUCCUGAUGAAGAAGCACAGAACAAAAGCAAAGCUUGAGGAGAGAGAAGAGGACUCUCGAGGGAACAGCAAGGUUCGCUACAGACGAGCUCUUUCCCACGACGACUCCGAGUCAGAGAUUCUGUUCUCAGCAGAUGAUGAAAUGGAUGAGUCGGAUGAGGACGAUGUCCGUAGAAUCACCGGUCUGAAGACGGUGAAGAAGAAAAAGCUCAGGAUGGGGAUCCCUCCAGGAGAAGUAAAAAAGAAGAAGCGACCACCAAUGAAGGAAGAAGAUUUGAAAGGAGCUCGCAGUAAGCUGGGGCUGAAGGGCGAGGUCAAGAGUAAGACUUAUGAGGUCAUGGCAGAGUGUGAGCGCUUGGGCAAGGUGGCUCCAUCUGUGUUCAGCGGAGUGAGGACAGGAACAGAGACGGUCCUCACAAAGCCUGCAGGUGCCAAAGACCCUUCUGCCAGUGUGUUCAGCAAGUGAUCACUCUGCAACAAGACAAGAAAACAGGAAUAGAUGAUUACAUAUAGUCUUGGAGACAAGACUGGACUGGGAGGACUGUAGUGGAUAUGUGUGAAAUAUGAAGCUAGCCCAUAAAUGAGCUGGAUAUUUCCUACCAUGCUGUGUUUUGAUAUUACUGUUGAUGACUUUUUACUUUUGCAUAAAUAAUUUUUCCAUUAACAA